AUGAUAUCAGACACUGCUGGCGACUCAGUCGCCGCUGCCCGGUCUAGCCAGAUGCCAGGCCAAGGGGGUAGCUUAAUGAUUCAAAAUCAUGGCUUCUGGCUCACCAUCUCCCUGGCCAUUCUCUUGCCCUGGUCAACGCUAUUCUUUGGGGUUCGGGUAUGGACCAGAGUUGGGUCAAAGACCUGGGGUCGCGAAGAUUACUAUUCUAGUUUCGCCAUGGUGGGUAUUUUUCCAGAUACAAGGCAUUGGGACCAUCAACUUACCAAAAUGAUCCCCCAGGCCAGUGCAGUGGCACAUGUUGCGGUUGCCGCCAGCGCACUGCAAUGCGGGUACGGCAGCCCAGUUGACAGCAUUCCGGGCCCAGAGAUGGAGAAGAUUCAUGUGGCAUUGUAUGCGAGCCAGAUGCUUUACAUUCUCUCAGUUGGAUUAUGUAGGGUUUCAGCAGCAUUCUUCAUCGCUCGCAUGACCUACGUGAAGAUACAAACCGAGCUAGCUUAUGCCCUUGCUUCAUCUUCAGCACUAUGGACAUUGGUGUCGAUGCUUCUGAUUGCGCUUCGAGGAGACCUGGACCGUCCUUGGCAGGUGGUAGACGGAAACAGCGCACUGUACGCCCGGUGGAUGGGAAUUGAAGCCUCGGGGCUAGUCAUCGAGCUGGGCCUUUGGCUCCUGUCCAUACAAGUUGUAUGGGAUUUGCAAAUGGGGAUGCAAAAACGUGCAUUCGUCAUUUGUGCGUUCGGUGCUCGGCUUGGAGUCACCCCAAUCAUCAUCUGUCGUGUUCUCUACCUCUCCCCGCGAGAAAAUCUCGAUCCUACGCUGACAAGCAUCGUACUCGGUAUUCUCACUCAAGGCGCCAUGCAUUUUUCCAUAAUGGCGGGAUGCAUUCCAUGUCUGGGGCCGUUUCUCCAAACGUUCACAGCGCCAUAUACCGUCGAAGACAGAGAGGCGAGAAUAUCCAGCCGCAAAGCAAGGCGAAGCUCAUAUUACCAAAAACUAGAUACCAUCAAGGGAGCACAGUGCAACGCCGUAUGCUCGGACGACUCGGCCAACUGCAGGCCAUUUCAAGGCUCUAUUGAAGGGAAUGCCGUUGCCAAUCCAGCAAAGCUUCACACCUCGACAAGAGCCAGAGUUUCGCAGUGCUUACAUGGUUUCUCAUGGCAAAAGAAUAAUGAGUCCAGCUCUCCGCUUCGUGACGAAUCGCUGGCUGGUGGCUCUGGUUGCUCGGAUCGUCUGGUUAUCAAAAAGACCACGGAGGUUUCGAUACGGUAUGAGACAGUACCCAUUAUUCAGGGUAUGGGGAUGCACCAUCAUAAUUCAGAGAAUUCAACUGCCACAAAACCCUACCCUAAGGGCUUGGGCGAUGUUCAAGAAUAG
Molecule: messenger RNA, 1371 nt
Organism: Pochonia chlamydosporia 170
Lineage: Eukaryota; Fungi; Ascomycota; Sordariomycetes; Hypocreales; Clavicipitaceae
Exons: 4
Coding region: 1-1371 (456 amino acids)
Source: RefSeq, a predicted model, not a curated record